This is a messenger RNA of Gadus morhua (Atlantic cod), 4553 nucleotides long. Its product is annotated as A disintegrin and metalloproteinase with thrombospondin motifs 6. Lineage: Eukaryota; Metazoa; Chordata; Actinopteri; Gadiformes; Gadidae. Gene Ontology annotation, biological process: extracellular matrix organization; proteolysis. Gene Ontology annotation, cellular component: extracellular matrix. The record is from RefSeq and is a predicted model, not a curated record. Gene Ontology annotation, molecular function: metalloendopeptidase activity.
GUUAUGAAGAGGUGGUCAGAAUACCAAAAGGAUCCGUUUUCAUCCACAUACAAGAACUCAACGUGUCGCUGAACUACCUGGUGCUGAAGGGUAAAGGGGAGCAGUACUUCAUCAACGGGAAGCUGAGCAUCGACACACCGCGCAGGUUCGACAUCGCAGGGACCACCUUCCACUACCGUCGGCCGGGGGACGGCCCCGAGACACUGGAGGCCCUGGGGCCCACCAACAUCACCCUGAUCGUUAUGGUGUUGGUCCGAGAGGAGAACCCCGGCAUACACUUCCGCUUCAACCCGCCCGUCAGCCGGGACGCGCUGAGCGGCUUCGCCUGGCACUACACCUCCUGGUCCCGCUGCUCGGCCCUCUGUGCUGGAGGUGUGCAGCUGCAGCAGGUGGUUUGCAAGAAGCAGGCCGACCACUCUGUGGUCUUCAACCACUUCUGUGACAAAAAGAACAAACCAAAAGAGAAGAGGAGGUCCUGCAACUCUGAGCCGUGCUCCCCCAGCUGGUGGAGCGGGGGCUGGUCUGAGUGCAGCCGUAGCUGCAGCGGCGGCCUGCGGACGCGGCAGGUGCUCUGCAAGAGGAAGAUCUCAUCGGCCGAGGACAAGGUCCACGACGACGCGGCCUGCAGCGGGCCUCGGCCCGACCUCACCCAGCCCUGCAGCAGCCACAGCUGCCCCCCCGAGUGGACGGCCCUGGACUGGUCCGAGUGCACCCCCCCCUGCGGGCCCGGCUACAGGCACCGCCUCAUCCUGUGUAAGAGCGGGGAAAGCUCCGGCACGCUGCCCGAGGCCCAGUGCCCCCGGCUGGGGAGACCCACCUCCAGGGUCAGGUGCAACCUGCAGCGCUGCCCCCCACCCCAGUGGGUGGCCGGACCCUGGGGAGAGUGUUUGGCCAGGUGUGGCCUGGGCCAGGAGAUGCGCUCGGUCCAGUGCCUCACGCACACCGGCCUGCCGUCCACCGAGUGCAUGGAGCAUCUGCGGCCCGCCGGCAUGCAGCAGUGCAAGAGCAAGUGUGACCUCAGUCUGCCGGCCACCACCGACCACCCUGAAGAGUGUAAAGAUGUGAACACUGUGGCAUACUGCCCCCUGGUGCUCCGCUUCAAGUUCUGCAGCCGGCCUUACUUCAGACAGAUGUGCUGCAAGACCUGCCAAGGACACUGACCCGGACAGCUCAGCCCAUCACACCCCCCACAGAGACCUCUCUCUGGUCUCCACUGAGCCUGAAGACCAGCUGCCCGGGGCUGGGGAACGACCCCCGGAGUGCUGGGCCCGGCAUGAGGGUCUGCUCAUAGCGGCCCCACCCCCCACUCCUUUAGCGUCUACUCACCUUAACACCCCCCCUGUGGGCGACCAGAUCCACGCCUCGAAGCCGCUCUCACUGGAGUACCAUUCCACAAGAUGGAGGGAGGGGUUGGGAGGGCUGGGCCAGUUGACAGAGGGCAUGAGGAGAGAGGAGGUCUGUGGGCCCCCCCCUCUGUGGUGCAGCCUGUCCCUGGAAUGGUACGGUCCGUGCUGUAUUGUUACGGUCCUAGCUGUGAUGUUACGGUCCGUGCUGUAAUGGUACGGUCCGUGCUGUAAUGUUACGGUCCUAGCUGUGAUGUUACGGUCCGUGCUGUAAUGGUACGGUCCGUGCUGUAAUGUUACGGUCCUCGCUGUAAUGUUACGGUCCGUGCUGUAAUGGUACGGUCCGUGCUGUAAUGUUACGGUCCGUGCUGUAAUGUUACGGUCCGUGCUGUAAUGGUACGGUCCGUGGUGUAAUGGUACGGUCCGUGCUGUAAUGUUACAGUCCGUGCUGUAAUGUUACGGUCCUAGCUGUAAUGUUACGGUCCGUGCUGUAAUGUUACGGUCCGUGCUGUAAUGGUACGGUCCGUGCUGUAAUGUUACGGUCCGUGCUGUAAUGUUACGGUCCGUGCUGUAAUGGUACGGUCCGUGCUGUAAUGUUACAGUCCGUGUUGUAAUGUUACGGUCCUAGCUGUAAUGUUACGGUCCGUGCUGUAAUGUUACGGUCCGUGCUGUAAUGGUACGGUCCGUGCUGUAAUGGUACGGUCCGCGCUGUAAUGGUACGGUCCGCGCUGUAAUGGUACGGUCCGCGCUGUAAUGGUACGGUCCGCGCUGUAAUGGUACGGUCCGCGCUGUAAUGGUACGGUCCGCGCUGUAAUGGUACGGUCCGCGCUGUAAUGGUACGGUCCGCGCUGUAAUGGUACGGUCCGUGCUGUAAUGGUACGGUCUCAUGGGUUUCUCAUGGCAGCAGGACUGGGCUCGGUUCUCCCAGUACUGGAUUGGUUUUGUUGGCUUUUUUCCUUUGUUGAAAACAGGUUUAUGUUGAGCUAUUAGUCCUGGAUGCUAACAGGUUUUAUGUUUUAUGUUUAUGAAUACCAAUCACCUUUGUUACUAAAUGUUUUUAUUAUGCGGUUAACUUUUGAGUCCAAAAGGAAACCCUUAUUUUAUAUCAAUAGUACAACAUGUGUUUAUGUCAUCUAAUGGAGAUGUUGGUUGAUCAAGUUAUAUUUUUGGUUCACUACUAUCUUUGUUCUGGACAAUCCUUAGCUAUAGCCUAUUUCUAAAACGUCAUUUAUUUCAUGCUCAAAUCCGAGCAGUUAAACCAAGUUAGUUUGAUGUGUUUUUUGUUAAAUGUACCCUUUGAGGGUCUACCACCGUGAAUAUGCCACGCAGUCUUGCCAGUUGCUGCUCUCCCAGACACCAGGGCCUGGCACUGGUACCAGUUCAACCUCAUCUCACCUAUAGAACACUACUAACAUCAUAUGAAGAGCAAAGAACGGACCUCAUCCGUCUUGUAUUCAUUGGUCUCCUGUGGAGCUGUGUGCUCAUCAUGCUCAGAGAGGUGUUGCCUCCCCGCUAACGCCGUUCAGUCGCUGGUCCCUAACAGCCGUUCAGUCGCUGGUCCCUAACAGCCGUUCAGUCGCUGGUCCCUAACAGCCGUUCAGUCGCUGGUCCCUAACAGCCGUUCAGUCGCUGGUCCCUAACAGCCGUUCAGUCGCUGGUCCCUAACAGCCGUUCAGUCGCUGGUUCCUAACAGCCGUUCAGUCGCUGGUCCCUAACAGCCGUUCAGUCGCUGGUCCCUAACAGCCGUUCAGUCACUGAUCCCUAACAGCCGUUCAGUCGCUGGUCCCUAACAGCCGUUCAGUCGCUGGUCCCUAACAGCCGUUCAGUCGCUGGUCCCUAACAGCCGUUCAGUCGCUGGUCCGUGCAGCAGUCCUCUCAGCUCGGGGAUACCAGUUCAGUCGCUGGUCCGUGCAGCAGUCCUCUCAGCUCGGGGACUGCUGCAUCCCAUCAGGGAGACGCUGGAGAGGAAGUCAUAAUCUCCGCUUGUCUUGCACAAGAAGCAACUGAGGUCCAUUUUAAGGGUUGUGAAACCUUGUCCGCCUGGCAGUUGUUAGAAUGAGGAAAUGCAGCAGCUCAUUAACAUAUCCUUCCUCCUCAUCAUCAUCCUCAUCGUCAUGUCAUUGGGAAAGCUCAACGGUCAUAACAACAAGUUACAAAUUAAUAUCAAGGAGCAUAUCCUGUCAUAACUCAUGUCUAUUUAUUUUUUCAACCCAAUGGUGGCUCUUGUUGUCAUGUGACCCAGCCGGUGGGGAACUUUAUCAACAACUGAACCAACAACGCACAGAGUCCCUCCGGAGGCUCUGCUGCUUGUGUGUCCUGGAGCCUCAGUGGGAAAUAAUUGACUUUGUUCCGGAGGACUUUUCCUUCUCUUCAUGGAAGAAAUCACUUCCUGGUAUACUUGGAUAGGGGCCAUCUUGUUUGAACCACAACCAGCAGAUAUCAGCCAAUGAUGUCAUUCUCUGUAUGUGACGUCAUUCAUCACUCCACACACUGUGGACGCUCCGUCUCAGCUCACUGCGCCGUGUGGGCGGGAGCUCGCUUUGUCUUGGUGGGAAUAAGACAACGUGUUUAAUGUUGUUUUCCUCCGUGGUGCUUUUGUUCAGAAUGGUGCUAUCAUUCAUUAUCGUCAUUGUUGUCAUUGUUUUGGAGUUGUCAUUGUACUCUCUGUGAUGUUCAUUAAAUAGAGGGAAAUGUUAUGUAUUAAAUUGUACUGUAACAAGUCUAGUUCUUCAAUGGGCCCAGAAUAAUUUUUUACUAAACUAUUCUCACACAAAGAUCCUCUCUUAGUUCAAAGUUCAGAACUGUGUACUGCCAAAGAUGACCCAGAUUCAGUACAGGAAGCCCUGUUAACCUGUCCAUAGUAACACUGACCCAGAUGAUACUGUUCUUCAUAGCUUCAAAGGUAUUCUUUUUACUCUUAUUUUAUUAGUUUUACUUGUAUCAUUAUCUUUAUCUACCUGGCACAUGUGAGUGUUCACACUAAGCACAUGAAAAGCCAGUUUCAUUUGAGCUAGGAGAGAAAUGAUAGGUUCAACGUUCUCUCCGUUAAAUGCUGAUUAUAAUGAGACCCAAGUCCGGUACGUUGCUCUGUACUCUGAGGAGACGGCCGCACGCCCACCAUGAGAAACGCUUUGAAUGGAAAUAUAAUGUGGAAUUAAAAACUAAAUGGUGCAUCGUUGAUAUAAAAGUCUUUUAUUUUGUCCCAUUUGA